AUGUCCUCCAACACGAACACCCCCUCCAACAUAACCAAAAUCAACCAAGAAAUCCUCAUCACCAUCAGCGAAAAACACUCAAUCCGCAUCGUCGCCAUACUCCCAACCUCCCACCUAAGCCUACAAGACUACACAUUCUCAACCUCCACCCUCCUCCAUCCCUUCAUAUCAACCUGGCAACCCACACACCUAACCCACCUCCUCGCCGUCGAUGCAUACCCCUGCCAUACAUUCACCGUAAUCGACAUCAAAAACCACCGCUAUGACUACAGCACUGCGCAUAAAAGGAUUCGGGUGUUGCCGGUUUAUAUACUAAGGUUGUCGAGGAGGAGUGGGAAGUGGAGGGUUUUUAGGCGUGUGCCGGAGGAUAGGAGGGUUGCACUGGAUAUUGCGGAGUUGCAUUGGCAUUGGAGUAAUGGGCAGAGUCCGAUUCCAGACGAGGCGCCCGUUUAUAUGGAUCCGAGGAAGGAUUGA
Molecule: messenger RNA, 474 nt
Organism: Aspergillus glaucus CBS 516.65
Lineage: Eukaryota; Fungi; Ascomycota; Eurotiomycetes; Eurotiales; Aspergillaceae
Exons: 1
Coding region: 1-474 (157 amino acids)
Source: RefSeq, a predicted model, not a curated record